AUCAAACUUGGUUAUAAGGGCUGUUCAUACCUAAAAUCUUUGCAUAUUUGACAUGUCUACCAAACCCAUUCACCAUUUGCUGAAAAUCAAUCCAACAAGUGAAUGCUGGAGAGUGUUAGUUCGUGUGGUUCGAUUGUAUAAGAUGCCAGAUUACAAUGAUGACAAAGUCACUAAUUCGAUUGAGAUGAUAUUCAUGGAUGAACAUACACUAUGGGAAUUCUUUCAGCUGUUGGGAAGGAAAGGGAGAUAGUGAGGGAGUCAAAAAGAACAAAGAUGAUUGUGAUUACGUUGGAGGCCGAAGGACAAAGGUUGGAUGUUACUUUAUUUGGUGAGUAUGUUGACGUGCUUAAAAGCUUCUUUCGACACGCGCCAUUGGAACAUGCGGUGAUUGUCAUUCAAUAUGCUAAGGUCAAGAUGUUUCAAGACCAAAAUGACUUCCUCGAUAUGAGCAAAACAAGGGUGAUUGCUAACCUUAAGGAGUCUAAUGAGGAUGGAUCGUAUGUGGUGUAUGGGACUAUUGUUGCGGUAAACAAUGAGAGCGAUUGGUGGUAUUUAGCAUGUAAGUGUAACAGAGCUGUUAAACCUGAUGGUGCAAUAUAUCUUAUCAAGCUGUCUGUUAAAGAUGAUUCUGGAACAACCACAUUUGUUUUAUUUGAUCGUGAGGCGUCCAAUAUAUUGAAUAUAUCCUGUGCAGAAUUGAUGGAAAAAAGUGAUUUGGCUGGAAGUUUUGAAAAUCCAAAAGAGUUUGAUGAUCUCUUGCUUGGGAAGACGUAUAUUUUCAAAGUUGAGGUAAGGGUCAUGAACCGCGGCCAACAUGAACACUCUUUUAGAGUGUCAAAAGUAUGUCACGAUGAUAGCAUCAAGAAAAAAUACCUAGAAUCUAUUCAUGCAAAUAAUUCAAAAGCUACAGCGAAUCGCGCUAUACCAGUGUACUCCGUUGAGGAGGAGUUUUUAAACAGAACGCUUGCUAAAACAAUAGAGUCUUUGAAGGAUUGCACCGAGGAUGGAGAGUAUGCAGUCUACGGUACCAUCAAAGGUGUGGAUGGUGGAGCUGAUUGGUUCAUACCAACGUGUAGGUGUGGAUCGGAAGUGAUUCCACGGAAUGGCUUUUACUACUGCAGCGACUGUAAAAAAUGUGUUGUGAAUGUGAUUCCAAGGUAUCGAAUUAAGGCAAGAGUGAACGAUGCAUCAGAUAGUGCAACUUUUGUGAUAUUUGAGAGCCUUGGAUGUUUGUUGUUGCACAAGUCCUGCUCCGAGAUGCUGAAAUUAAGUGAGGAUGUGAACAACCAGAUGUUUUCAAACAAAUGCUACUUGAAAAGUCAUUUAUCUUCAAGGUUGAAGUCAAGACUGCAAAUAUGAAUGAUUUUGAACCUUUCUACAAUGUGAUUGACAUAUGCUUUAAUGAUCGGAUCAUUUCAAAAUUUAUGGAGAUGCACUCUUCGUUUUUCUCUCCUCAGACGGAUAAGACUAUCGGGUAUUCAACUGAUGGGAAGACAAACACAGAAGUCAUUUCCGUUGGCAAUGCAUCAUCUUGCGUAAAGGUAUAUAUUGAAAUCCAAGACAUAGAAUAAGAUUAAUAUUUAAAUAUUUUUUAUUCAUUAAAUUUCUGGUGCAACC
Cuscuta campestris is the source of this 1617-nucleotide messenger RNA. The record is from the annotation of a GenBank genome assembly. Lineage: Eukaryota; Viridiplantae; Streptophyta; Magnoliopsida; Solanales; Convolvulaceae.